This is a messenger RNA of Didymodactylos carnosus, 2753 nucleotides long. Lineage: Eukaryota; Metazoa; Rotifera; Eurotatoria; Philodinida; Philodinidae. The record is from the annotation of a GenBank genome assembly.
AUGACUUGUCUUUGCAGUGUAAUGGAUUAUCAGGCAGUCGAAUAUAAAAAUCAAGUUGAAAACAUUCGUAUUCGAUAUAUUCAAAAUAUUCCCUACUUAUUUUUACAAGAUGUUCGCUCAUAUUUUCCUGUCGUAGCAACGCUCCGACUAAAUAAGGCUCAAAUUCCGUUUGUUGUUGAUACUAAUAGCGAUGAAUUAUUGUUACCAUUGAGAAUACGAGCGUAUCCUAGCGAGUUACUUACAGGUUGCGAUUUAAUUCAAACAAUAAGCACAAAUAUUGACGAAAUAGCAGAAGAAGAAGCAGAAGAACAACAAGAUAAUGCUGACAGUAGGAUAAUCAAUGAUAAACUCGAAACAUAUCUUACACAAAUGCACGCAAAGGCUAAAUUAACCAUUUCUCAACUAACAGGAAUUGAACAAAUCAAAUAUUUAACGAAUGUAGGAUGUUUCGUCUUUUGUAUGUGUCGAACGGCGGAAAUCGUUCAACACAUAUAGAUUUUUGUAUUAUCACACUUUAAAAAAAAUGCGCCUUAGGAUCAAAUUAAGUGGCCGUGCCAAAACAAAUCAAUGAAUUUUCUGUUCAUUGCGUCUGUGUUACGUCUGUAUUUUUGUGACACAAGAACACAAUUAUGUAGCAAAGCAACGUUUGAGUGUCUGAAUAAUUCGAUUUUAAUCUGAACUGUAAAUGUUUUUCACAAUUGUAUAAUGUUCUUACCGUUUUUAACGUUCACUAUUACGUUUCACUUUAUUAUUCUGUUAUGUUUUGUUGCAUACGUAGCUUAACUUGCAAAAACGUUUUUCUUUUGACCGCUUUUUAUGAACUACGUCUUAAUAUAUUUUGCUGAUUGAAAGUCGUUUCGAUUUAGUUUAACAUAAGGCGAAGUUAGAAUUGCUUUGAUCUAGAGUAAUUCAAUGAAAUCCGUUUGUUCAAUUCUCCCUUUUUGGGCUUUGACUUGUUCUAAAGGAAAGACGAUUUUAUAAAUACACCUUCUCUGUUAUCCGAUUUAAUGCCAAUUCCCUAGUGCAACUUCUUGACUCAAGAUCUUGAAGAGAAAACGUAAGAAGUUAAAGAAAUGUCAAGAAUCUAAGAUCUUGAACUUCUUGUAGCGAGAUCUUGAAAAUUCUUGAAUCAUCAUUUUGUUUUACACUCUUGUGUAAUCAAGCAAUAAGUUCGAACGACUGAAGAACGUCAUGAAACUUUUCAGUAAUCGACAAAAACAAUAGUUAUUUUUGUCAUGAGUGUAACUAUUAACGUAUCUACAUGAAUAGCGAUCAAACUGUUUAUCUGCAAUCUUUUUGUCAGAACAUUUUCUCAGCUAAUGAGCGAGACGGUCGUGUUUCAGCGUUCUUACGCUAUACUCCACUUCAUUCAUAAUCUGUGAAUGUUCGAAACGUUUUGUUCAGUCAUCUAAUGAUGACGAAGCAGCUGUGUUAGCGAAAACGAAAACAAUUUUUGAAUAAAAUUUCAUCCAUUUGUUGACCCUUGAAACAAAAGAUCUUGUAUUAGCAAUUGUCGACCUAGAUAGUUUCAAACUUCAAGUUUUGUUUGUUUCUAGUUCUCACAAUAACCUAUACUAGGUGAAAUAAUCCACUUUUGAUUAUUUUCAUCAAAAAUUAAAAAACUCAUAACUCAUUCAUCCCACCUUCUUCAGAAUGUCAAGUUAUAGUGCAGCUCAGUCAAGUAAAGCUCAGUAAGUGUUGUAAAACCCAACAGAAAAUACUUUGGUUUUUAAAAGGUUUUCGCAGAAAUCUUUGGAACGACGAGAAUAUUUUUUAUUGAUUUUAAAACAGAAUGAGAAUGAGCGAAUAAAAUAGAGUAUAUCUUGACAAUCUCAAGUAGGCUGGAUGGAUUUUGACUAAGUUAUGAAUUUUUUAGUUUUUGAUGAAAAUAAUCAAAAAUGGGUUCUUUCACCUAGUAUAGGUUUUCACUCGAUUCUUGCAUUUUGUUCUGAAAACUAACAUUGCCACGAGAUUCAGCAUAGUCGAUAACCUAUGUUUUCAGUCAUUUCUCACAGUCACAAAUCUAACGUCAGAGCGGUGUUAAGGCUUCAGGAAACGUCCGUAGCUCCCGAAUCAUGGAUUUUCAAGAUGUCGCUUAGAUGUACUUUUGUAGAGGACAGUUCUUACUAUAGACUUUUCGUAAAUUUGAUAUAGUUCGACUAAAAAACAUCGUAGAGAGCUCGGGAACAUCUCAUUUUGUAGAGAAUUGUUUGCCCUAUCAUUCUAUGUACGUUGAACAAAAUAUUAUUCACAGAUUCUAGGUGCUGGAAAACUACAGUGGUUACAAAAACUGAUCAACUGGGUGUAUUUUCGAUUUUUUUCCACAGCCGUAAACGCUAAGAAGAAUUUAAAUAGUGACCUGAGUAUGGAAAAUUGUUUCCAACAACGAUUUGAGAAACUAAAAAUCAUCGCUAGAUUCUCAAUAAUAAAGUUUUCUAGAAAACCAAAACCCUAGUUUUGGAGCACCCAGAACCCGCGAAUAAAACUUUGUUCAAAGUGCGUAGAAUGAUAGAGCAAACAAAUCUCUACAAAAUGAGAUGUCCCCGAGCCUCUACGAUGUUUUUUAGUCGAACUAUAUAUGGUUGUUUUUUGUUUUUUGCUUUAAUUGAAAAUGAGUAGAAAUCAAAUUUACGAAAAGCCCAAAAUAGGACUUUUUCAAGUCGUUGGGGGGGGGGGGGGGGGGGGGGGGGGGGGGGGGGGGGGGGGGGGGGGGGGGGGGGGGGGGGGGGGGGGGUGGGUGGGGGUGGGUGGGG